Zychaea mexicana is the source of this 1111-nucleotide messenger RNA. RefSeq lists its product as uncharacterized. The coding region runs from base 27 to 1049 and encodes 340 amino acids. The record is from RefSeq and is a predicted model, not a curated record. Gene Ontology annotation, molecular function: protein binding; calcium ion binding. Lineage: Eukaryota; Fungi; Mucoromycota; Mucoromycetes; Mucorales; Lichtheimiaceae. The transcript has a single exon.
UCAAUUACAGGCAGCAACUACCAUCCAUGACGUCUGGAACUUCAAAGCAAUCCAUUUUCAACAACAACAACAACAACAACAACAAUGCAGCAAAUAAGAAUCAGCCAACGUCAUUGCCAUCCACCUUAAAAUCGUCAUCAUCAUCGCCAUCGGAUAACAAAUUCGAGGGGAUAUCAGCAGCAAACAAUCCGGCACCUCGCCUGCCUUCAAGACCGGUUUCGAAGGCUGGCCGACGCUCGCGAUCGUCCAAAACAACAGCGUGGACAUCUCCGGACCCAGUAACGACAACAAGCGCAAAACUGUCGCCCGACACCAAACCGAAGCCAACACAGCUUGCUACCAUAGUAAAUAGCUCGCCAUCGCAACGGUCUAAAGGUCGCAGUGUCUCUAAUCCGCCGCCAAUUCAACCCAAGCCUUUCAUAUCAAAAUUUAAUAACAGUAAACCAGAUGUUCCCAACCAGAGUAAACCGGACGGGAUCCAAAAGCCCCCACCCGCCCCUGCCACAGCCUCAAAAACCACCCCUGCUGUCCCUCUACGACAAGUCGCUGCACGACGCGAACAGUGGCAGCGAUUACCCGACAACAACAAAACCAGCGAUAACGAUAAUGAUGAUAAUGAAAGUACGAAUGUUAAGCCCUCCGAAAUCUUGAUGCGAACGCGAUCCAAAUCCAAUGGCUGGACGCAACCAACCCAGAAGAACGCCCCGCCUGUUCUGCCAGCUCGAAAUAUUGCACCCAAAGUCGAAGCAGCAGUGGGAAUAGCAGCAGCGAAAAAGACGCCCCCACCUCCACCACCCUCUCGACCAGUGCAGAGUGGUCCAAAGGUUCCAGCCCGAUACGAAGAGUUAUUCAGCGCCAUCCACGAUGAAGGGUAUGUUGACGGGCCAACAGCCAAGGUCAUCUGGAAACGGAGCAAAGUGACGGACGAAGCACUAGCAAAAAUAUGGCAACAGUGCGAUCCUCAGGGUAGCGGUCUGCUGGACAAGAACGCGUUUAUCCAAGGCAUGCGUGAAAUAGAUGCAUUAUUAGGUCAACAACCAUCAAAGUAGUAAUGUUAGGCAAAACGAAAGGAAAAAGAAGCAGCAACGUUGCAUGUAAUAUAUUUGUAAAA